AUGGCCCCCUCAGCUGUCGAAACGCCCGCGCCCGUCCCCGUCGGCGACAAGCAAAAGACGCACACGGUCACGUUGCCGAUCCGCCAGCCGCUCAAGGCGUCCGGAGCGCUGGACAAGUACGCAUCGGAAGACCUCACGCCGGUGAUUGGGACCGAGUUCCCGACGGCGAAUCUGGUGGAAUGGCUGCAGUCGCCCAACGCGGACGAGCUGCUUCGCGACCUGGCCAUCAAGAUAUCCGAACGAGGCGUCGUCUUCUUCCGCAGCCAGGACAACCUGACCAACGAACUCCAAAAACAGCUGAUCCAGCGACUGGGCGAGCUGACAGACAAGCCGGCGACGUCCAAGCUGCACAUCCACCCGAUCCUCAACUCGGAGCGCGAGCUGGGCGGCGACGACCCGGAAAUCAGCACCAUCAGCUCGGUGCAGCACGACAAGAUCUACAAGAAGACCGUGUAUGAUUUGAGCGCCAAGCAGCAGAGCAGCGCCUCGUGGCACAGCGACAUUGCCUUUGAGCCCGUACCGGCGGAUUAUACGUCGUUGAGGCUGGUUGAGUUGCCACGAACGGGAGGAGACACGCUCUGGGCAUCCGGCUACGAAAUCUACGACCGCAUAAGCGAACCGUACCAGAAAUUCCUUGAAGGCCUGACCGCCACGUUCGCCCAGCCCGGCUUCAAGGAAGUCGCCGAGCGCCAGGGCUUCCAACUAUACAACAAAGAGCGCGGGGCUCCCGAGAACGUCGGCGACGAGCUCAAGGCCGUCCACCCGGUCGUGCGUACCAACCCGGUCACCGGGUGGAAGAGCAUCUUCCCCGUCGGCGGCCACGUGCGCCACAUCAACGGCCUGACCGAGCAGGAGAGCCGGCAUCUGCUGGACUGGUUCGUCGAUCUGGUCUACAAGAACCACGACCUGCAGGUGCGGUUUAAGUGGAAGAAUGCGAAUGAUAUUGCCAUCUGGGAUAACCGUAGCGUCUUCCACUCCGCCACCUACGACUAUAAGGGCCAGGGUCCUCGGUUUGGAAACCGCGCCGUCGGCCUGGGCGAAAGACCCUACUUCGACCCAAAUAGUACUUCGAGAAGAGCCGCUCUGGGCCAGGUCGCUGUUGGGGAAUAG
Capronia epimyces CBS 606.96 is the source of this 1110-nucleotide messenger RNA. RefSeq lists its product as uncharacterized. Lineage: Eukaryota; Fungi; Ascomycota; Eurotiomycetes; Chaetothyriales; Herpotrichiellaceae. Gene Ontology annotation, cellular component: cytoplasm. Gene Ontology annotation, molecular function: 2-oxoglutarate-dependent dioxygenase activity. The record is from RefSeq and is a predicted model, not a curated record. The coding region runs from base 1 to 1110 and encodes 369 amino acids. The transcript is spliced from 4 exons.